UUCUUCUUCCUUGUCUCGAUCUCCAUUUCAUACCAGUGAGGAGACGGAAGCUCAACGUCAAGACUCUCUUCCUUCUUCUUUCUUCUCCUCUUUGCUCGCUGUCUCUAUCCCUGUUGAUUUCCACGAUUCCAGGUUCUUUCCUCUCGCUCUCUCGCGCUCUUGCUUGCUGCAGUUCUAUCUUUUCUUUGGUCCCUUUGACGCGCUCUCAUGGUUCAAAGCUCUUCAUCGGUGUUGCGUAUUGCCUGCUGCGUUUCUUUUGUAUUAUGAUCGGGGAGUAGCGGGAGCCAUUUUCCGCUCUGCUUUCAGUUAUUCGUCCCUGCUGCAAUCAGUUUCCCGUUUCUGUUUCCCAGUUACAGUUCUCGAGUGUGGUGGAAUUUUUCUUGCUGCUUUUAGGAAUUGUGAAAUCUGUGGAUUGUAGUGAUCUCCAUAUGCUGCCGGAAUUAGAAACAAUUUUGUCCCCAACUGUGAACGAGUUGGUAUUUUUGUGCCGCAUGGUUGUUGGGGCUUUCUCUUAUGUGGAAUGGAUUGUUUCUAAAUUUAUUCUUGCUGCUGGAUUGUUUGCUUGCAGGAUUGUUGGUAAGAAACUAUGGAUUCCUGCUUUAAGAGUCUGGAACGAAGCAUGUACUGUGGUGGUUAUAGUAAUAUUGGGUCGAUAGGCUGUCGCCAUGGUUUAGGGAUUUAGAGAUAGUACGUUGGUGGAAUUCCUUCUAUUCGAAUUUUGCACUUCAAUUCUUCCAUUCAUCUUGCUCUCAUUGCUGUUGUGCUCGCGGAAGGAAAGGGGGAGCACAAAUAGGCACAAGUGUUGUUGAAUGGGUAAUAAGUUGGGAAGGAGGAGGCAAGUGGUAGAUGAGAGGUAUACAAAGCCACAAGGUUUAUAUGUCCACAAAGACGUAGACCAUAAGAAGCUCAGGAAACUCAUUCUUGAGUCCAAGCUCGCACCUUGCUAUCCUGGUGACGAGGAGUCGUGCAAUGAUCAUGAAGAGUGCCCUAUUUGCUUCCUGUAUUACCCAAGCCUCAACCGAUCACGAUGUUGCACGAAAGGGAUCUGUACAGAAUGUUUUCUGCAGAUGAAAAAUCCUAAUUCAACUCGUCCUACUCAAUGUCCGUUCUGUAAAACGUCAAAUUAUGCUGUGGAAUACCGUGGUGUAAAAACAAAAGAGGAAAAGGGUUUGGAGCAAAUUGAAGAACAAAGAGUAAUAGAAGCAAAGAUUAGGAUGCGACAACAAGAGCUUCAGGAUGAAGAGGACAGAAUGCAUAGAAGGCUGGAAUCAAGUUCUUCCAGUUCUAACAUUGCACCUGAGGAGGUUGAUUGUGGCUCUGUAGCAGUUCCAUCCGAUGCAUCAGCAGAAAGCAAUGAAAUUGUUUCUUCUCAACCAUCUAUCAGAGAUCCUGCAUUGUCUAGACCAAACAGGGAUGAAGACUUUGACCUUGAUCUCGAGGAUAUUAUGGUCAUGGAGGCAAUCUGGCUUUCUAUUCAGGGAAACAGCCGACCAAGAAAUAUGUCCUAUGAUGUUUCGUCCGAGCAGUAUGGGACACAAUGCUUUAUGCCACAAAUCACUGCUGCUCAACCGCCGGUUGCUUCAUCAUCUUCGUCAUCAUCAUCUCCUUCUGGCGGUCUUGCCUGUGCAAUUGCAGCCCUUGCCGAACGUCAGCAGAUGGUCCUUGGGAAUGUCGUGUCAACAGAUGACGUACACUGUAACAAUAGCUUCUACAGCACGCUGAGCCAGCAGCACGCAGAUACUUAUGCUCAACCUGAGAGCUCCAGCAAUGUGUCGCCUGAUUGCCAAAUCAUAGUGACAAGGGACGAUGCAGAAUGGAUCGGAAAUCGUGGAUCCGAUGCUGCUGCCGAAGCGGGCACGAGUUACUCGACCAGCUCCUCUGAUACGACAACAGAAGAGUGUGGAAGUUCUUCCUUAUCGCCAUUGCCGCCUUCAACUUCCCGGCCACCACUGCUGAAUGAGAUGGGAGGACCUAUUCUUCCUGAAAGCUUUGAGGAGCAGAUGAUGCUGGCCAUGGCAGUUUCGCUUGCUGAGGCUCGAGCUGUAACGACAGGAAGCACGUGGCAAUGAUCUCCGAAUCUAGGUCGGGGCAGGUGUUUCUGAGGUUGUAUUGUCAUGGCUCAUCAACUACAACUCGAAAGAGAGAGAGGUAGCUAUGGGUUUCUUCUAGAUCUUUGCUCAAAUCACUUGGCAACCAUAUAAUAGUUUAGUGAAUGAAAAUGUUUGUUUGGAUAGUUUCCCAUAAUGAUUCAGAUUCCUUGCUCUUCUGUAAGUGUCAAACGUACGUCUCGCCCAAACAUAUGCUAUGAAGUACCACGACAGGUAUAUAGCGACAUUGAGCAAGGAAAAACGACGGAAUGGAUGUGGUUUGUGUCCGUUGCUGUGUGUAGAAAUUGGAAUGGUGCGACUUCCAUAUCGACCAUUGAAGGUUCCAUACCGUUUGUAUAGCAACAAAAUAGUCGUCAGUCCCAUGAUUGUUGGUUUAGAUUAUCAGCCAUUCAUAUUGCUGUAGGGCAAAGAACUGAGAUGUUUCUGUGUGUCUGUAAGGUACAUUUUCAGAAGAGUAGUGGAAUCAUUCUGUUUCAGGUUCAUUGAUGUGUGUUUGGCAUACAAUUUUGAGG
Linum tenue is the source of this 2620-nucleotide messenger RNA. The record is from the annotation of a GenBank genome assembly. NCBI's taxonomy places the organism in Eukaryota, Viridiplantae, Streptophyta, Magnoliopsida, Malpighiales, Linaceae.